UCAGUUCAUCUUGACGCGCUCGAUAGAGGAGGGAGAGGGAGGUCCGCUAUGCGUAAACUCAUCUGUCGCAAGUUCCAGGUUUUUUUUUAAAUUUGUAUUCGACUUCUUUUUUUUUUUUGUCAGCUCGCAUUUCGCCACGUGUCUUAACGAUGUGACCACCAUGUUUAGAAACGACAACACGCGUGAUUUAUCGUCGUGUGAGAAGGAAAAGCCAAAGUUCCUUUCACAAUGGCAAACCGUGAACGCAACCAAAGGAUCCUGCUGGAGCUCGUGAAGCAGCCGGGAAACAGUCGGUGCGCGGACUGCGGCUCGCCAGAUCCAGAAUGGGCGUCCUACAAGCUGGGCGUGUUUGUGUGUCUGAACUGCUCGGGCAUCCACCGCAGCCUCUCCAGCCGGGUCAAAUCCAUAAAGCUGGACUUCUGGGAGGACGAGCUGGUGGAGUUCAUGAAAUCCAACGGGAAUGACAGAGUCCGACCUUUGUAUGAGAAAGCUGUUCCAUCGUACUACUAUCGGCCCCAGGAAAACGACAGCGCCGUCCUAAGAGAGCAGUGGAUCCGGGCCAAAUAUGAACGGAUGGAAUUCUCUGGAGAAAUCAAAUAUCCGCCUGUCUCAUACACAACAGGUUUCUUUGAGGGGAUACUGUGGAAGAAAGGGAGAGACAACUCGCAUUUUCUGAAGAGGAAGUUUAUGCUGUCGGAGAGAGAGUUCACCCUGACCUACUACAACAAAGAGAAUGAGUCCAAAGGCCCCAAAGCUGUGAUCUCCAUCAAGGACCUGAACGCCAUCUUCCAACCAGAGAAGAUCGGUCAUCCUAACGGGCUGCAGAUUACCUACCAAGAGGACGGUCGCACCAGGAACCUCUACGUCUACCACGAGAGUCCUGAGGAAAUAGUGUCAUGGUACAACGCCAUUCGCUCUGCUCGCUAUGCGUACCUGAAGACGGCAUACCCGACUGGAAGCGACGAAGAACUGAUUCCAAAGAUAACAAGAAAGUACCUCAAAGAGGGAUACAUGGAAAAGACCGGGCCCCAGCAGACAGAGCCAUUCAAGAAGAGGUGGUUCAUUUUAGACUCUGAGAAGAGGAAGCUGUUCUACUACAAAGGGCUGCUGGAUGCAGAGGAGUUGGGGGUAAUUUUCAUUGGCACAGAGAGCAAAGGAUACUCUGUGAAGGAGUGCGUCCCAAAGCACGCUCGGGGAAACAAGUGGAAACACGGCGUGUUGCUGGAGACGCCUGAGAGGCAGUUUGUCUUCAUGUGCGAGCAGGAGAGGGAGCAGAGAGAGUGGAUUAACGCCCUGAGACAAGUCCUACUCAGACCCAUGUCCCCGCAGGAUUAUACUAUUGAAGCCAACAGCAGGUAUAAGAGAUGAAGAACCGCACGGUUAACAACGUGACGAUGAAGACAGACUGCAGAGCUAAAAAACACAAGAGACAGAACUCCUGCAGCACGACAGAUAAACGACAUGGAGACACCGUGUUCCCCCCAGUCAUGACUCCAAUCUUUGUGUCGUUGUCAAACAUGAACACUGACUGUGAUCUGUGAUCUGUGAUCUGAGUCCCAGUGUGGAUUAAAGACCAACUUCAACUUAUUCUCACUCGUGCUGAAUAUGAGACUUCAGGAAGAACUGUGUCAAACUCACUGUAAUGAACAAACUAAAGCCGUAAUGUUCAAUCAAUGCAGGUCAUCAUGCUGUUUUUAUUUUGUUUCUCAUUGUUUCAUUUUGUCAUAAACAUAUGAUUUAGCAUUUUGUUGUGAACAUAUUUCAUGGAAAUGUUCCCCAAAACAAAUCUAUUAAUGUAGUGAAAAGUGUAGUUUUUAAAUUUAUUUUUGGGCUUUUUGUGCCUUUAAUUGAGAGAUAGGACAGUGGAUAGAGUCGGAAACCAGGGAGAGGGAGUGUGGAAUGACGUGCGGGAAAGGACCUACAGGCCGGACUUGAACCCGGGCCGCCCGCUUGAGACUGCAGCCUCCAUACAUGGGGCGCGCAACCUAACCUGUUUUAUUAAUUAAACUACCAGAAAGUGUAGUUUAAUUAAUAAAACACUUGUAAAUUAAUGUUGGAUACAAAAUUGUUUAAUAACAUUUGUGAAGAAAUAAUUGGUGUGAAGGUGCAAAGUGCAAACAUUAAAUAGCUGCAGUUCUCUACUCUGA
Labrus mixtus (cuckoo wrasse) is the source of this 2147-nucleotide messenger RNA. It is a transcript of the gene adap2, whose product is annotated as ArfGAP with dual PH domains 2. Gene Ontology annotation, biological process: positive regulation of GTPase activity. The record is from RefSeq and is a predicted model, not a curated record. The coding region runs from base 229 to 1368 and encodes 379 amino acids. Gene Ontology annotation, molecular function: GTPase activator activity; phosphatidylinositol bisphosphate binding. The transcript is spliced from 11 exons. Gene Ontology annotation, cellular component: intracellular membrane-bounded organelle; plasma membrane. Lineage: Eukaryota; Metazoa; Chordata; Actinopteri; Labriformes; Labridae.